GGGUUUCGCCUUGCUUAUCGUGGGGCACUGAAUGGUCACUGUGCGGCCAGGGAAGUCUCCAGCACAGCCUCGGGAAGACAUUCCUAUUACAUAUUUAUUACUUUGGCGCGGGCCAUUCAUGACAGGUGGGAGAGGAGUGAGGUGAGAUUCAGACGUUGGGACUCUUGCAUGGCAGAGAUGCCCAAAACUUCGCCCCUUCCCCGGUUGGGGGGCCACGAACCGCCUCUUAGGGCUCAGCCUCAGCAGCAGGUGGUUCAGCCGGCAAGUGCUUCGAACCCAGCCGCCGCCUGCGCUCCAUCUCCCCGGCCCUCGCUAGUCUCGUCCCGCGGGUACAGCUCUUGGGCCUCGGCCAGCGCGAGCCUCCUGGCCAAGAGCUCUCAAACCCCAAAUCUUUCCAGGGGCAAGCGAGCGGCCUAGCAGCCGCUCCUCUCCCGAAGAGGGGUCAGGGUCCUCGCUGCCAGGCCUCAGCCCCCUCCCCGGGAAGCCGUCGCGAAGGGGUCCCCAGGGGCCGCAGCAGCGAAGGCCCUCUGCGUUCCAGGCAAGGAGCUAGGCUGAGGUCCCCGCCGGUGAGGGCGGAAGUGGUAAGACUGACGUGUCCUGGGCCGCGCUGCUGAUCGCCGGGAGGACCCCCGCCUCGCCGAGGACGGGCGGGGCAAGCCGAGCCUCACGGGGUCUCCGGAGCUGGGCCGGGCCUCCAGAUGGAGAAGGCGCAGCGGGGAGUUCUUGAGUUCCACUGCCUUAAGGAUGACAGUCGUAGGGAACCCUCGAAGUUGGAGCUGCCAGUGGUUGCCAAUCCUGAUACUGUUGCUGGGCACAGGCCAUGGGCCAGGGGUGGAAGGUGUGACACACUACAAGGCCGGCGACCCUGUCAUUCUAUAUGUCAACAAAGUGGGACCCUACCAUAACCCUCAGGAAACUUACCACUACUAUCAGCUUCCAGUCUGCUGCCCUGAGAAGAUACGUCACAAAAGCCUUAGCUUGGGUGAAGUGCUGGAUGGGGACCGAAUGGCUGAGUCUUUGUAUGAGAUCCGCUUUCGGGAAAACGUGGAGAAGAGAAUUCUGUGCCACAUGCAGCUCAGUUCUGCACAGGUGGAGCAGCUGCGCCAGGCCAUUGAAGAACUCUACUACUUUGAAUUUGUGGUAGAUGACUUGCCAAUCCGGGGCUUUGUGGGCUACAUGGAGGAGAGUGGCUUCCUGCCACACAGCCACAAGAUAGGACUCUGGACCCAUUUGGACUUCCACCUAGAAUUCCAUGGAGACCGAAUUAUAUUUGCCAAUGUUUCAGUACGGGACGUCAAGCCCCACAGCUUGGAUGGGUUACGACCUGACGAGUUCCUAGGCCUUACCCACACUUACAGUGUGCGCUGGUCUGAGACUUCAGUGGAGCGUCGGAGUGACAGGCGCCGUGGUGACGAUAGUGGUUUCUUUCCUCGAACACUGGAAAUCCAUUGGUUGUCCAUCAUCAACUCCAUGGUGCUUGUGUUUUUACUGGUGGGUUUUGUGGCUGUCAUUCUUAUGCGUGUGCUUCGGAAUGACCUGGCUCGGUACAACUUAGAUGAGGAGACCACCUCUGCAGGUUCUGGUGAUGACUUUGACCAGGGUGACAAUGGCUGGAAAAUUAUCCAUACAGAUGUCUUCCGCUUCCCCCCAUACCGUGGUCUGCUCUGUGCUGUGCUUGGCGUGGGCGCCCAGUUCCUGGCCCUUGGCACUGGCAUUAUUGUCAUGGCACUGCUGGGCAUGUUCAAUGUGCACCGUCAUGGGGCCAUUAACUCAGCAGCCAUCUUGUUGUAUGCCCUGACCUGCUGCAUCUCUGGCUACGUGUCCAGCCACUUCUACCGGCAGAUUGGAGGCGAGCGUUGGGUGUGGAACAUCAUUCUCACCACCAGUCUCUUCUCUGUGCCUUUCUUCCUGACGUGGAGUGUGGUGAACUCAGUGCAUUGGGCCAAUGGUUCGACACAGGCUCUGCCAGCCACAACCAUCCUGCUGCUUCUGACGGUUUGGCUGCUGGUGGGCUUUCCCCUCACUGUCAUUGGAGGCAUCUUCGGGAAGAACAACGCCAGCCCCUUUGAUGCACCCUGUCGCACCAAGAACAUCGCCCGGGAGAUUCCACCCCAGCCCUGGUACAAGUCUACUGUCAUCCACAUGACUGUUGGAGGCUUCCUGCCUUUCAGUGCCAUCUCUGUGGAGCUGUACUACAUCUUUGCCACAGUAUGGGGUCGGGAGCAGUACACUUUGUACGGCAUCCUCUUCUUUGUCUUCGCCAUCCUGCUGAGUGUGGGGGCUUGCAUCUCCAUUGCACUCACCUACUUCCAGUUGUCUGGGGAGGAUUACCGCUGGUGGUGGCGAUCUGUGCUGAGUGUUGGCUCCACCGGCCUCUUCAUCUUCCUCUACUCAGUUUUCUAUUAUGCCCGGCGCUCCAACAUGUCUGGGGCAGUACAGACAGUAGAGUUCUUCGGCUACUCCUUACUUACUGGUUAUGUCUUCUUCCUCAUGCUGGGCACCAUCUCCUUUUUUUCUUCCCUAAAGUUCAUCCGGUAUAUCUAUGUUAACCUCAAGAUGGACUGAGUUCUGUAUGGCAGAACUAUUGCUGUUCUCUCCCUUUCUUCAUGCCCCGUUGAACUCUCCUACCAGCUUCUCUUCUGAUUGACUGAAUUGUGUGAUGGCAUUGUUGCCUUCCCCUUUGCCCUUUGGGCCUUCCUUCCCCAGAGAGGGCCUGGAAAUUAUAAAUCUCUAUUACAUAAGGAGUAUAUAUUUGAACUUUUUAAGUUGCCUUUAGUUUUGGUCCUGAUUUUUCUUUUUACAAUUAUCAAAAUAAAAUUUAUUAAGAAAAAGGA
Messenger RNA from Symphalangus syndactylus (siamang), 2834 nucleotides. It is a transcript of the gene TM9SF1, whose product is annotated as transmembrane 9 superfamily member 1. Lineage: Eukaryota; Metazoa; Chordata; Mammalia; Primates; Hylobatidae. The record is from RefSeq and is a predicted model, not a curated record. Gene Ontology annotation, biological process: protein localization to membrane. Gene Ontology annotation, cellular component: membrane.